Messenger RNA from Trichoplusia ni (cabbage looper), 1875 nucleotides. Its product is annotated as UDP-glucuronosyltransferase 2B15-like. The record is from RefSeq and is a predicted model, not a curated record. Gene Ontology annotation, molecular function: UDP-glycosyltransferase activity. Bases 119 to 1663 code for a protein of 514 amino acids. The transcript is spliced from 8 exons. NCBI's taxonomy places the organism in Eukaryota, Metazoa, Arthropoda, Insecta, Lepidoptera, Noctuidae.
AUCAUUGAAAAUAGUUGAUCAUUGGGAGUUGACAUAGAUUUUGUUUGUGGUGCAAAUUAUAUAAAUACAGUUGUUUUUGGAACGUUGGACAGUGCGGACGAAUAUUUAAUAGAUUACAAUGAAGUGGACUUUACUUUUACUAACUUUAUUUUUAAAUGAUGUGUUUUCAUAUAAAAUUCUUGUGGCUUUCCCGUAUCCGGGGAAAAGUCAUUCGAUAUUAGGUGAAGGUUUUGUGCGGCAUCUUUUGAAUGGAGGUCAUGAGGUGACAUACAUUACACCGGUUCCAAUCAAAAAGCCCCAUCCAAAUCUUCGGCAAGUCGAUGUAUCAUCCAAUUUUGAAAAUUUCGUGUUCACAAGUACCUUGGAUUUUAAAAAGGUUAUGAAUAAGGAAGUGGAUUUAAAAGACAUGUUUACUAUGUAUCACCUAAUGUUGAAGGUCGCUGAAAAAGGGGUCAAUCAUAAAAAUGUUCAAAAACUUAUAAUGGACCCCAGUGAACAGUUUGACCUGGUGAUAGCCGAAUGGUUGUAUCAACACCUGUAUAGUGGCUUUGCGACCGUCUUCAACUGCCCUUACGCCUGGUCUUCUUCUAUGGAGCCUCAUCCGAUGGUACUGGAUUUAAUCGACGAAAUCGGGAAUCCGGCUUAUUUCGCCGACCACAUGUCGCCUUUGACACCACCCCUGAGCUUUUCAGAAAGAGUCAGUGAACUCUUGAACGUUAUCUACUUAUACAGAAUAAGAUGGUCCGUAAGUGAUGCGGAAGCUAAGGCAUAUGAAAAAGGUUUUGGUCCUGCGGUGGCUAAGCGAGGAUUACGGCUUCCAGCGUUUGAUGAAGUGAAAUUCAAUGGUUCCAUAAUGUUUGGAAACUCACAUGUGUCACUGGGAGAGGCACAUAGAGUGCCAAUGAACUACGUGCCGAUUGCUGGAUAUCAUAUUAAUGAAGAAACUCAGCCUUUACCAGAGAACUUGCAAAAGAUAAUGGACAAUGCACCUCACGGCGUGAUAUACUUCAGUAUGGGCACCAUGAUGCCUAGCAAGACUAUGCCGAUGGAGUUCAAGAGGGCCUUCUUGGAUAUGUUCAGUACCCUGAAGUAUACUGUCAUCUGGAAAUUAGAAGAAGAAUUCAAAGAUCUUCCAAAGAAUGUUCAUGUUGUGCAAUGGGCUCCUCAACCAAGUAUAUUAGCUCAUCCAAACUGCAAGCUGUUUAUCUCACACGGAGGUCUGCUAUCAACGACAGAAACUGUGCACUAUGGAGUCCCUAUCAUUGGAGUACCAUUAUUCGCUGACCAGUUCAUGAAUGUCUUGAGAGCUAUCAGAAAAGGCUUCGCCCUGCAAGUUGAUUUAGGCUUUGACACUCCUGCAAAAUUAAAGGUUGCUAUUGGUGAAAUUCUUGGAGACCCUAAGUAUGCCAACAAAGUCAAGGAGUUGUCUUACAUCUACCACAAUCGUCUGAACAAGCCUGGUGAUUUAAUAAACUGGUGGGUUGAGCAUGUGAUUGAAACUCGUGGAGCUGUUCACCUCCGAUCUCCGGCUCUACACGUUCCGUUCUACCAGAAACUAUACCUGGAUCUCAUAGCUUUAAUUUUACUAGGACUAGUGGUUGUGAUAAGAAUGCUUAAGAAAUUGAUCAGUGGAAGAAAUGAAACCAAACAAAAGAAGAAUUAAUGAUCGAAGAAGAAAGAGAAUCUAGUUCUAGUAAAUUAUGAGAGUUUAUUUAAAUUAAAUACUAUGAAUAAUUAAUUGUAGGUUAUAAUUGUGUGUUUGUUACGAACGCUUUUAUUCAGUCUAACCGAGAUGAAGAAGCAAUAGUCUGUUUUAAAAUGUUUUCGCUUUUAUAAAUGUUUUUACCAUAAUAAAUGAAUGACAGAUUCCAAAAA